AUUUCGUUGUUACUGUCAUCUCACACACUUGGUUCCUACUUUCCUCAUCUUUUUAUGUACAUAAACCAGAACUGGGUAUCUCUCCAUUGACUGGACUGCCUUCCCAAAUCAUAACUUCUGGUAACGAUCUUUGUCGGUUAGUUCAUCCUUCAUCUUUUAUGAUCUCUUUUCUUAAUCCACUUUUUAUGAUCUUCCUUCAUCACUAUUCAAUUUGGGAUGAAUCAUCUAUGCUGAAAGGGCUUUCUGAAUAGGCUAGACAUGUGUUUGAAUGAUCGAAUAUCAGAUCUCCCCAUAGAUGUGAGGAAGCACAUUCUCUCGUUCUUGACUACCCGAGAUGCAAUUCUUACAAGUGCCUUGUCCAGGACUUGGCGGUAUGAUUGGCUCAGUCUCUCAUCCUUCGAUUUGGGGCGAGAUUUUUUCUUAAAGCGAUGGAAAUUCGAGAAUUUCCCAAGUUACAGACUCGCCUCCCAAAAUCUUCCUGAUCUUGAACAGGCACUGGCAUUCCUCGAGUAUUUCGAUAGAGCUAUAGUAAGCCGAGGACUGUCAAUUCAAAAGCUACGGCUCUAUCUUCCUCCGAUACAUGACUUGAGUUCACGAAUUGCAUCAUGUUUGGAACAACUGAUUGUUAAUGAGCUCGAAAUUGAGGUCAUAGGCGAAUCAGAAAUAUCAAAUCGUAGUCGCUUUCACUAUUUACCAAUGUGUAUCUUAUCGAGCAAAAGCAUGACUAAGUUAUAUAUACAUGGAUGCAAUCUAACUGGUAUAUCGGUAAGUGAAAUAGAUCUCCCUGCAUUGCUCGAACUUUCUGUGUGUCAUGUUAUAAUGGACCAACAAGUGGUUGAGAGCCUCAUUGCUAGUUGUUCUGGUGUCGAGAAGUUGAGCUUUAAUUAUUGUCAAGGCUUUCGAUCACUUCAAAUUUCGGGGCUUCCUCAAUUGAAUUAUUUGGAACAAAAGUGUAAUCGGCACUUGGAAGUGUUUGAGAUCAACGCAGAAAAUCUCCGCUCUCUUUGCCAUUUUCCUGAUACUCGUUGUCAGCUGGCAUUGUCCGACUCAUGCCAGAGCUUAACUCAAUUGGAGUUGAUUGAAUGUAGACUUUAUGAUGAAUUUGACAUCCGUAUAUGUCGAAACUUAACAAUUCUAAAAUUGUUAAGAUGUGGCAUAACGAAUGAGUUCUUAGAUCAGCAUUUCUCCCAACUUUCCUGCCUAGAAGUUUUGGAGAUUGCCUAUUGCACUGGAUCAAGAUCUCUGAAGAUUACAUCGAACCAUCUUCGAAGUUUAACUAUUCGGUGCGACAGAGAGUUGGACCAUGCUGAGAUCAAUUGUCCGAAUCUGGACGACUUCAGUUUUUGCACCAACAGAUGCAUAAUCUCGCUCUCCACGGAAAGCAUACUAGCUCCGACUUAUGUUCGCCUACAAUUAUUCAUUAAUGGCACAAGCGAUAGUUUAUGGGAUGUCAAGCUUGUUAAAUUUCUCGAGCAACUAAGGCUGUCUAAAUACUUAACUAUUGAGACCGAAAUCAUUGAGAAUGUGAUAAUCCCAAGCACGUUGAGGCAGACAUACACCUCACCGAUGUGUCAAUUUGAGCAGUUAAAGUUGUUUCCUCGAGGAUGUGUGAGCAGUCUCGAUGCUACUCGAACCAUUGAUGCCUUACUUUGGUUAUGUCCGCAGCUUAAGACUCUUUACAUCAUGGAUGGAAGACUCAGUCCACUCCUCUUCCUUCGGCCUUUAAAGCAGAGCUUACCACAAGAUUAUUCAAAUUGCUGCUCAAGUUGAAUUACAAGGAGCAAACUGAUUUACCUCAGACAAGCUGUGGAUGCUACCCUUCGCUUCCUGUAAAUUGCUGGCGCCAUUCGUUAAAGAAUUUUGAAAUUAUAGAACAAGAAGGUUUUGAAGACAAUGAUGGAAGCCUGAGAAGAUUUAUUGAAAGUGCCACUAAUGGAAUGUGAAUAUGUGAUUAUAUUGAUGGUGUGAUGCCUCUUUCCCUCUUGAACUAAGUACUGAAUAUACUGUCUUAUCUACUUUAACUGUUUUGGAGAGUUCAAAACAGGGGUUGCCGAUGUGGCAAUAGAUUGCACUGUUUUAUUUCGAGGUGUGCAUUUGAAUAUUUGGUUUUCUAGAUGAGGUUUAAAUAUGUCUGGUCUAAGUCGAUCUGUAUGAUGUUGGUGUUGUACUGCAACUGAACAAUCCAUCUUAAGGAGAAUUGUAAAUUUGUAAUGCAAUAGUCCGCAGGUGCUCAUUCGAAUCAUCGGUCCAUUUCAGCUCACA
Molecule: messenger RNA, 2262 nt
Organism: Amaranthus tricolor (Joseph's coat)
Lineage: Eukaryota; Viridiplantae; Streptophyta; Magnoliopsida; Caryophyllales; Amaranthaceae
Product: F-box/LRR-repeat protein At3g59190-like
Exons: 5
Coding region: 259-1770 (503 amino acids)
Molecular function (GO): protein binding
Source: RefSeq, a predicted model, not a curated record